AUGUCUUCCUGUUCAAUACAACACAAACCACUACAAACCAAUGAAAACCGACCAUUCCAUCAUCAAGAAGGAGGACAUCAUUCGUAUGAACGGGUGACAUGCAACAAUACGGAAAUUGAAAACAACCAAUGCCCGCAUAGCUGCCGCACUAAAAAUCAUCAUCAACCAAUAAUUAAAAAAUUAAAAGCAUCAUCGGAAGUGGCGCUCAUCAGCUCGCAAGAUAUCAAUGAUAAUGACCAUUUGAAUCCAGAGAGAUUCUAUCAACAACUACAACAACAACAACAUACCAAUAAUUUAUUAAUUCGGGAGCACACCGAACAAGGUUUUACUUUUACUCCAUUCUUUCAAAACAACAAUAUUGAUUCAUAUCAUCAUUCCAAUAGCAUCAUUAAUAAUAACAACCUUUCUAUCAGAAAAACCAUGAUUCGGAAACGAACGAAUUUAAUCUCAUCAUGUACAGCUGCUUACAGCUAUUCCAAUUCAGAAAAGAGUAUUUUCAGAAAGCGGAGCCUCACGUUCUCGCAGCAAAUUUUGAGUCGUUUGGCAUCAUGGAUCCAUGCAUUUGUCAUAUUAUCAAUGAUGUUAUGUGUGUCAAAUGUUGUGGGUAUUGUCAGUUUGUCGUCUUCAUCUAAUAACAGUGUGAACACCUCACAACCUUCACCUCAUUCCAAUUCAAUUUUAUUGGAAUCCUUGACGAAAGACAUUUCUUUUCGCUCACAUCAAUUUUGGAACACAACUUCUAUUCUGGCAGAUGCAGUUGCCUCUUUUCAUGCAACAGAAACGACCACUAAUUUAUUAACUCAUAACCAUUCUUCAUCGGCGUCUUCUAUUAACGAACAUCCUCACUGGCUUCUUCAAAGCUUGUACGUCCAUUUGAAGGAUUUUGCAAAGAGCGCCACACGAUCAGAUUUUGACACGAAUACUCGACUUAUCCUAUUCGUCAAUGCUGCUCAAACAAGAGCACUCAAAACAGCCUUAGAAGAGCCUUCUCUUUCUUUCCCUCCCACGACUUUGGAGCUAUUAUAUACGGAAUCUUCACUGUAUGGGCCCUUCAUGGAUCUGAGCAAUGAGACAGGAUUAACCUCAAUAUUUAUGAAAAACAUUCCCUAUUUUGAGAACAAUACUAACAAGAUAUAUGAUUCAAACAAAUUGCCAGUAUCAGAAGCUUUUAAAAAUUUUACAAAGGAAAAUUAUGAUUUAUUAUCUGUAAUGUUUUCCAAGACACAGAACAUGUUUACAUCAUCCUCACAACUGUUGAAUGAUACCACCAAUACUAUGCAUUUUAUUUUACACGAUCCUGUAUUAUUUUCAAGUCAACGAGAAUUGAAGCCUACGACUCUCAAAGCUGGAACAUCAACAUAUUCUGGCAACGAUGGCAUGUAUUUAUUUAGUGCAGUUUCAAGUGACGGACAACAAAUUCUUGUACUUCCGGUACUGGAGCAGUAUAAAACUGGAUUGCUCUCGAGGUAUGAGAAAUGGUUAGGAAUUGAAGAUUUUUGCUCAUACAACAAUGUGAAAAUGGCUGCUCUAGAAUCGGGCUCUUUUUUGGAGCCACAUUCAAAUGGUAUCAAUACAAAAGAGUGGUUACAAUCCAUUAGAUCUCUCAGCGUACCUUUGCCCUUUUUAAAAUUUGUGGAAACAACAAGUAGCUUCAAUAUUUCAGAAAAAUUCUCUGUAAGCGCCUCAAGCAUACGAAGCUUUAAGUUCUGCAUUUACAAAGACGCUGACAACAAGUAUCAUUUUUUAGGAGCCAUUUUGUUUGACAAUGGUCAAUUACUGACAUGGCUUGACGAUUUUAGAGAAGGAAUGAAACUUUCAAGCCAUGGUGCUUCAAACUUUAUUCAACUUGAGUCAUCCUAUCGAAGACUUUAUGCUUUGGAGCAAAAUGGAACUCUAUUUAGAAUCGAGGACAACUUCUCUGUUGACAAUGCGACAAGUUUGCUUCAUCAAUAUCGUAUGGCUCCUGAAAACAAGGGAAGCGAAGAAUUGCGCAUUGUUUCAUUUGCCAUCGACAAGACAUACUCUAAUGAGACUUCGCGUGAUAUUGAUUCGAUCAUGCUAUUGGUGACAUAUAACAACAUUGAUUACAUUUAUAUGAAAGGUAAUAACCAGUUUUGUCAAAUCAAUACUGCAUUCUGUCUUUCCAGAGAUUCCGAUCAACUAAUUAUUGAUACAUACUCGCUCACAUACUCUCCAUUGGUUGAUUGGAAGCGAGUAACUAACAUUUUCUAUAAUAGCGGUGGAUGUGUGGUUACCUUAAAUUCGGGAACAUUAAUAGUUUGGGGCAACAACAAGAAUUCAAAAUUGGGCAUUUCUUCUAUAUCAAUCGCUCCAUAUCCUGUACCUGUUGAUUUUAAUUUCCCUACAGCUCAAGAAUCAGUGUGGAAAUAUUACGUUCUGGAUAGCUUUUCACUAUUCUUGACCAAUCAAAAAAGAAUUUUCCUUGUAGCCAAGUUUGAUAAUGACAGCGAGCACUACAACAUUAAGGUGCUCAAUACGAAUUUAAAUUUACAAAUGCAAACUCAACUUGAAAGCUCUAGUAUUUAUCAGGAAAUUUUACCUGAGUUUAGAAAUUUGGAUGUUUUGAAUGACAUUUUGCAAAUUCCCCAAUUAGUUCAAACACAGUUUGACAGCUCAAGUAUAUCAGUACCAAGCGCGUUGUUCUUCAUUGGAGCCUCAACUUCACGCGUGCUAAGAUUUAUUACCGCUGUUACCAACUUUAACAAUUUUGGAACAGGCUAUUAUAACAGCGGAUGUGGGUCACUUCCUCUCAACGUAGUUUUUACCUUUUCCACGAUUUCGCAAAUUGGUGAUAUCAGAGGUGGUGGCUUCCACAGCCAGGGCACCUUUGGUUCUUCAUAUCUGGUAAAAGAUGAUAAAUCCUGGAGAAUUUGGGGGCCUGCUCACACUUUGGUCAACACCUCGCAAUUAACUCAAUUUACCGACUUGAUUGCUGUGACACUGAGUGAUACCUACUCAUUGACAUUGCUAAAGCAUAACAAUCAAAGUAUGGUUUUCUCAACGGAAGGACAGCAACCAUUCUACAUGGAGACAGCCACCAAUAAGUAUGAAACUGUUAGAUUGCCUGAUGGAGGAAGCCUAGUGUCAUUUGACCUAUUUUCAGGAUACUCAUUCAAAGAAAACAAUAAUUCAGACGUUAAUUGUGCACUCUCCUCACUUGGAAAUUUAUUCUGCUGGGGCGGCUUACUAAAAAGAAUGGUUGUAGCUAAUUUCAAUCCAACACUUGAAGGAAAUCCGCUAUACAAUGUGAUUUUUACCAACAUUAGCUUGGUGCGCUUCAAUAUCCCAUGCAACCUAUUUAGUGUAAGCACUGGGCACAUUGCAAUUUUUGGAAUGGACCAUAGAAUUUACAAUAUUGGAAUGAGUAUGUUUAAGGCUUCAAAGUUAUUGACCGGUGCAGGUAGUAAUUUAUUGCCUCCUUUUGUGUUUUAUGGCACAGAAGCCUUCAGGAAAGACUUGACAUUUGAAUUAUACGUCAACACUGCCACAUUGUCCACUCCUUCCGUAUGCAAGAAGAUUGUCUCGCUCAUGAGUAGCACUUUUUGUCUUGGAACUGAUAACAAAUUAUACUAUCAACUAUUGUUGCCCCAUAUUUUGGCAAAUAGUUCUGUUAGCAUUGGAAAUUAUUUUGGCUCAUGUCCAUCAGGGGCACAGUAUUACCACCAUGUUACAACAACAAGUAGUGGUUUCAACUCAUCCUUACUGAUUCCGUUCCCCAAGACUGAACUAUAUUCUGUUGUAGAUAUUGAUGGCGAUGAUUUUACGUUACUCAUUUUAACCAGUACUGACAAGUUAUUCAAAUUUUCUUAUUUUGGGCCUUUUGAUCCUUUCUUAAAGUACCAUUCAUCAUGCUCUACAGAUCUACUAGAGUCCGUUUACAGCACCUUUAGUCCUGUUUUCACUGGAAAUAGAAAAGUUGUGUCCAUGAAAUGUUCACGAGGUGACGCAUUGUUUACUAUUGAUUCUUCCAAAUGUGCCGAUGGCUACUUUGGAAAUGAUUGCUCUAUUGAGGGUUCUUGUAUGGAUGCUCAGAGCGAAGGGCUUUAUUGUGCUGAGAGUCAGUUUGUUUCACUUCCAAAUGGUGGUAAGGCACCAAAAACUGAACAAUCUUCAUAUUGUUGGUUUGGCAAAUGUCUAUGUAAAAGCGGCUACACUGGAGUUAGCUGUAAUAUUCCUAUUUGUUACAAUUUGACCAGUUUUGGUUCACAGAAAAUUGCAUGUGGUGGCUUGGAUCGAGGCGUUUGUGUUGCACCCGAUACAUGUCAAUGCCAAAAUGGAUUGUUUAGCGGCAAUGAAUGUGAAUUGAGCGUACCUCCAUCUGCUACCAUGAUCAUAGGAGAUUCCUCAAUCACUAAUACUGGAAAAUAUGGCAUUAAUCAGUCGGGCUCAAUCAUUGAUUCAGCAGUGUCACAAAUUUGCAACAUGCAGCUUGUUAUUUCAACGACCUUAUCAUUGCAAAUGGCAUCAAACUUCUCAUUUACCUAUGAAAUAACUUCGUACAGCAAUGAUAGAAUUGCUACUCCUAUUAUAAGCUUGAAGAAUUCAACAUUGGUCGUGCCUUCUUCUCUCUUGUCGACUAUGAAAAAUUAUAACAUUUCCUUGACCGUUUCGAAUUUGAAGAACAAUGCAAGCACAACAGUAUUUUUCUUAAUUGAACACCUUGACUGUAGUUCAUUUGGUAUUUAUUGCUUCAAAGAUGGAGAUUGUGGCCAAAACAUGAUCGGAGGAACUUGCAAUAUUUCGAUAGGAGCUUGUACAUGCUAUAAUAAUUACUUUGGACCUACGUGCAGCACACCUGCUACAUUCUAUGAGCCAAAUAUUUCACUUACUUUUGAUCCAAGCUUUUCAACUGGUCAACACGCAACGGCGAAAUUAUUCAAAGAUUCAGACAAGCUUUUCUUAGAUGCAAGCAACACCAUUUUCUCUCCAUCCAAACAUGGAAGCGUUCAGAAAUAUUUUUGGAGAGCAACAGUGAACACAAGCAAUAGCACUCUUUGGAAUAAGCUCAUUUACAACAAAAUCGCUCACAUCACACAGGAGAGUUUAGCAUGGAUCGUGAAUGGAACAGAUUUACUUCCAUCCGUUUCAUAUGACCUUGAAUUUGUCGUUCAAACAUUCCUUCCAGAAGCUGGAGAAAAGAAACGAUCUAUAUUCAACUCUCAAAAGCAAUUAUACAAUAUGGUAUUAGAAAACUCUCAAACCAUACAAGUAUCGAAAAAUGCAAGCAAGAGUUUAGUCGCCCAAAUCGAUGGAGGCCUCAUUGAAGAAUAUUUACCACUGUACGCCAUUAGAACCUCCUUACAGAACCAAGUAUUUGUUAACUCAUUCGAAAAUAUUUACAUCCCUUCAAUACAAUCGGAUGGUACCAUCAAAUUGUCGUCAACAAGUUUCGAUCCUGAGGAUUUACCUUUACUUGGAGAAUUUUACGAAAGAUAUAACUGGAGCUGCUACAAAAUUGCUGGACAUGGCUACAGCGCUCCAAGUGUGAGUCAAGUUCGUACCGAUGUAGAAUCUAACUUACUCACACCAUGCUCGUUAACACCAAGUGUUGUUUUAUCUAAAUCCUCACUGCGCAUUCCAACUAAUGUACUUGACUAUUAUUCAACCUAUGUUAUCAUAUUGGACUACUCGAUCAAUACCCGAACUAGCUCUACAUUUAAAUUGUUACGAACUUUGAAUCAAAAUGAGAACUGGUCCGUUCGAGUGUAUCCAACCAUUAGAGGACCAUUUUUUGAUGCCUCCAAAAGCACAGUAUUAAGCGGAGAGAUUGUUCCUGGAGGAAUGUUUUUAUCAGGAGUUACAAACCUCACUUGGGAAUGGACAGUGAACUAUUGGGGUAAGGAGAAAGCUCCUCUGAACACUCCAAUUCUAUUCAAGAAAUCAAGUAAUUCAGUUCUGUUUAUUGAACCAAAAGCCAUGCUUGCAUAUGAGAGCGCUCUUGAUAGCGGAGCUAGUAUUUAUGAAUUCACAGUGAGAGCCAAAAUCAAUAAUCAAUAUUGGACUAGUACCUCUUUCACUAGAAAGGUAGCAUCAGUACAGUCUCGUACUCUAAUAUAUGACAGGGUCAAAAUUAGUCCUGUGGUACCUGGAAUGAAUAGACCAUUGAUUGACAAGUUCUCAAUUAGAAUUCCCGCUGUCAAUAGCGAUAUUAGUGGAAACAUGAAAUAUGAGGUUUAUUAUUCAAUUUCAGACGAGAAUUCAGAUUCUACACUUCGACUGUUGGCAAGUAAGACUCGAUCGAAUGAAAUUGUUACUUUCCUUCCGCUAUCGCAUACUUCAGCCUUAGAUAUCCAUGUGUUUGCAUUGAUAUAUGAUGAAAGUUUAGAGUCAGAAAACUUUUAUUAUUGGAUCUCAUCAGAACGUGUCAACCUUGCUAACAAUUCUACUCUCAUUGCCAACAAUACUCUUACUAAUGGGUUAGCAUAUCUAAACACCAUUUCAUCAAUGCUUGACAACAUUCAACAGAAUAUAACUCAAAUACUUCCUGACAUUGAGUUGAUAAUGGCGAGAAAUGGUCUGCAAUAUUUCGAUCCAUCCUUGCUAACAGAUCUUUUCCUAACUCUAGAUAAGCUUUGUGAAACUUUGAAUGAAUUAGCAAAAACACCAGAAAUGAGAUCCGUUGCUUUCUCCUCAAUUGAACCUGACAUUAGAAAAAAGAUUUUACAAGUAGCGCUCUCUACAAAACAAAAAUUAUUACAAGUCUCCAUCAUGUCCAAAGACUCAAAAAUUAGAAGUAUGACCUAUUUAUUGCAACUCAUCAAUUCAAUAGUGAAGCAAUCAUCCAACUUGUCCUUAGACUCAAUCAGUGAAUUGAUUGUUCAGUUACUGCAGCCAUUGCUCGUUCAUAAUAUGAAAACUAUGAACAAGUUCAUCACAUCCAAGAUUAAUAUUGUGGACAAACGACCUGGCUUAAACACCAACAGUUUCUCAAAUAAGCUUCAAUCCAUUUCUGAAACAUUUUUAUCAGUACUUGAUUCUUUGCUGUCUACACCUGCAGCACUUAGUCAUAUUGUAAUGCCAACGGAGGACCAAACAUUGUCGAGCUUUUGUCAAAAAUGGAUUCAUCUAUUAUCAUUAAGAUUAGUAGAAGAGUCAGAACCUUCCGAAACAUUUUCUCUAAUUAAUAAGAAUGUGGAAAUUGCAUACCGAAGAGAUUUAUUGAAUCGGUUGCUUGGUAAUGAUGUAGAGCAUGACAACUCCAUGAAAUUGGACUACCUCAAUGAUACCAGAGAGUGGAAAGUGAAUGGAGAUUUACUUGUGGUUCAACUUCCAGAUGAAAUUAAGCAGCAAAGUCUUUUCAUCUCUGAUAUUGAUAUCGAUGCCGAGACAACCACUCAACACACAGCUCGAAAAUUGUCGCUCGGAGAUUCAACACAAAACGUUGUUACUUCGUUUGAUGUGACUUCUCCAUUACCUCUAAAUAUUUCGGAUCAAUUUGUUGGUUUCAAGAUUGUAACAUUUAAGAAUUUGGACACGAACAAUUCUCAAAAUCUUCUUGGAAAUGCAAUGAUCAGUGUAGAAUUCUUGUACAAUCAACAACCAUUGAAAUUAAGACAACUCAAAUCUCCGAUAGAAAUGGUAUUCUUUGCAGAUCCAUCAAUUUACUUGCCGAAUUAUUUGUGGCUUGGAGGAGGUUGUCAUUAUUGGAAUGAAACCACAGAGCAGUGGUCUAAAGAUGGAUGCACUACAGUUGCCUCCUAUGCAAUCUUUGGGAAUGCAAAACCAUCUGGAAAUUUGAUUUCUUCCAAUUUGAAUCCCACAUUUAACAGAAUUUAUUGUAGUUGCAACCAUACGACUCUCUUUGCAGUGUUGCAAACCAAUACUUCCAAUAUUGCAACAGUUCAGAACUUUACCAACAAGAUUUGGGGAGAUUUGACCUCUAAUUCGCUCAUUAUUUUCUUUUGCAUUUUCCAGAUUGUCUUUAUGCUCAUGAUCAAAACCAAGCACAAUAUUGCUCUCAAAUUCCGUGGUUUAAUACCAUUCUAUGGUACAGGUGUUCUUUUACUGGAGGCAAUAUUUACUCUCAUAAGAGACGGUAUGAUUAUGAAUAUUUUCCUGACAGGAGUACAAAUACCGUAUAUGGACACCAUCGAUGGCACCUUGAGAACUGUGGUGGAUCCAUUAUUUAGUACCAUGAUUUUUGCAUAUACUGUUAGCAUCUGGCAAUACUAUCACAAGGAACGAUUCCAAUAUCUCAUGAAAAAAUACCAAGAGAAGGAUGAAAAAUAUUCAAUUCGAAGAUAUGUGAAAUUUACAUCACGGUCCUAUCUCGUCAUGCCAUGCUUGCUUUUAUACACAGCACAAUUAGUGGCGUACACCAUUCUGUUGGUACUGGCUUCUGUCUCUAUUUUAAAUUUCAAAUUAGUAUUUUCUAUUUUUAGUUUAAUUCGAGGAGGAAUAAUUGCUGCAAGUGUGUUGUCAGCAUUUUUCUUGAUGAUUUUUGUUGAACUGGUCAUGAAAAGGAUGCUCAAUUUUAAUGAUGUGAAAAACGAUGGAUUUUUAAAGUUUGAAGGUACUUUCAAUGGAGAUGUUUACUUGUUCAAACUUGAAUGGCUUGCCUACAUGUUUAUGGCCAGUUUAUUGGUUCUCGCAGAGGGCUAUGACAUUAUGAAUAUUCUUGUACCGAAUCUUUAUAGCAACACAUUUCCUGAAGGUUCAGUAUCAUUCCAACUUUAUAGUCGACAGGCACAUAUUCACAUGCUAGAAAUUGCACCAAUUAUACUUUUAUUUAUCAUCAAGUGUUUGGUGUUAUUGGUAUACGGAGGAUUUAUUUCUUGCAUGACUGCUAGAAAACAUACAUUAUGCUGUCUCGCUGGUUCACAUACGGAUACCACUUCAGAUAGUGAAUUAUUGGAUGUAGUCAAUGAUCCAGUAUUGGGUCCUCUCUUUGAAUCGUAUUGCAUGAAAGAAUUUUCAUUACCGCUUGUGUACUUGUACAAACAAUUGGUAGAUAUUUGUGCAUUUGAUGGACCUCAUUCCAUGUUUGAACGAUCGCAACAUGUCAGAAAGAUUUACAAACGAUUUUUGAAAAAGUACAGUCCAUUCCCUGUACCAAUCAAUAGAAAGACAAUGAGAAUGUUCCACAUUAGAAAAGAUCAAGAUGAAGCCAUUACAGCUCAGGAAUUGGAGGAUUUAAUUUCGAUACUCAAAGUGGAAACCACUGAUGCUCUCAUGGGUAUUUAUUGGAGAUUUAAAAAAACAGAAGCUUACAAGAAGAAUGAAAAGAAGAGUGUUGUAAAUCCCUAUCUCAAUGAGGAUUUGUAA
This is a messenger RNA of Naegleria lovaniensis, 9285 nucleotides long. RefSeq lists its product as uncharacterized. The coding region runs from base 1 to 9285 and encodes 3094 amino acids. The transcript has a single exon. Lineage: Eukaryota; Heterolobosea; Eutetramitea; Acrasida; Naegleriidae. The record is from RefSeq and is a predicted model, not a curated record.